This is a messenger RNA of Parascedosporium putredinis, 885 nucleotides long. NCBI's taxonomy places the organism in Eukaryota, Fungi, Ascomycota, Sordariomycetes, Microascales, Microascaceae. The record is from the annotation of a GenBank genome assembly.
AUGGCGCCAUCCGAGAUUGCGAUCGAGCCUGUCAGCGGCGCCGUUACGCCCAACGCUCCCAGUACCCGGCCCUCGAGCGACGUGGAAGACACCACCAGCAACGGUGGCGGUAGCGCCAACGGCGACAAGAGCAAGAAGCGCAAGAGGAGAAAGGGAAGCAGGAGGUCCAAGGCCGCCGCUACCAACGAGGGAGACGAGGAGGCCGCUGCGCUCGCUGCUGCCGCCAAGAGGCCCAAGAUUGACCUCAAUGACAAGACCAAGAGCUUGGUACCGAUAGAAGGUAGAAAUCCCAGCCGGCGCCGAUGCGGAGCGCUUCGAAAGAUGUGCGGCGCUGUGCGCACCAUCCUCGAGUGCAUCGGCGAGGAUGCCAACCGCCCCGGCCUACUAGACUCGCCGGCGCGGUACGCCAAGGCCCUCCUUUUCCUUACCAAGGGCUACCAACAGACCCCUCGCGAGAUCAUGAACAACGCCAUCUGGGACGACGAGGGCCACAACCACCACGGCAUGGUCAUUGUGCGGGACAUUGAGGUUUUUAGUCUCUGCGAGCACCAUCUUGUUCCCUUCACUGGCAAGAUGCACAUUGGUUACAUCCCCACCACCCGAGUCGUCGGACUAUCGAAGCUCGCUCGCAUCGCCGAAGUUUACGCCCGCCGCCUCCAGAUCCAGGAGCGCCUCACUAAGGAAGUUGCCAACGCCAUCAUGGACGUCCUCAAGCCCCAGGGCGUUGCCGUCGUCAUGGAGGCCAAGCACUUUUGCAUGGUCAUGCGCGGCGUCGAGAAGACCUCGGCCACCACCAUCACCAGCUCCGUCCUCGGCUGCUUCGAGCGGAGCACCAAGACCAGGAACGAGUUCCUCAGCCUCCUCAGGCUCGAAAAGUCCAUCUAG